GAUCUCUUUUCCGUACAUGUCGCAAACGUUGCGUAUGAUGCAUAAACAGAAAAAAUGAAAGUAACAGAUAGCUAGCAGUCAGUGGCACCUACAACCAGUCAGACAAUGUUUGGUCAUAGUAGUCAUUUAAACACGGUUUACUUUUCAAUUCGCCUUUGUCGCUGUGAAACGUGAAACGUUGUCGCUUGUGGGACGAAUAACUGAGUAAACAAGAAGAGCAGCGUCACUUCGUCAAUUCGUCUAUUCGUCUACAAGCUAGCUGUAUGUGACUAAAUUGAACAUUACUGAUUGCUAAUGCUCAUUGUAUCGUCCAUAAUUUCGGACAAUGAAGCAGAACACGCUGGGCGAAUGCACAUCAACUACGUAUAGCGUUUGCGAUUUUCGUUAAUAAAAUACACAAAUAUAACAAAAGAGGUAGCCAACGUUGGAGAAAAUUCAAAACAUAAUUCAAAAAUCUGUAAUAAAAGUAGUACAAAAUUUAAUUAGUGUACCAACAACGCUCACAGAUAAUCGAAUUUGAUAAGAGCAUAAAAAAAGUUUAUUGAAUGAGGGUGGCACCCAGAACGCCAAACGGACGGAGCACUUAAUUAGUUGGAUUCAAGCUACAGUACCAACAGCAGCAACAUCAAACAUGAAAGAAAAAUUAUUAGAAAAUCUUCGACUUACGGCGCAUUCACAGCGGAAAAAGAAAGCCUAUUAUAAAGGCCUCCACCCAGCUAACGCAUGGUGCCACACCUGGCGAAGCUGCAAUGGUUGCGUCGGCGGCAGCAGCAGUAGCAGCAGCAGCAACAACAACAGAAUCGGCAGCAGUAAUGCAAACAACACCAAGUGGUCGACGUUUUUGUAUAAUCAUUGUUCUGAUCGCGUGUUGCAAUUAACUAUGAUUUCUUUCGCAUUAUUCUUAACUUUGGCGAACGCACAAACCACCGAGCAAGUGCAGAUCGUGCCAAUCGCUGGUGAGUCAACAUUCUUCUACUUUGGUUGCUAUACUGCGCGUACUGACCUCUUGAAGGAAUCAAUUUAUGCAAAGACGCCACGAACUUGUGUCGAAAUAUGUGAAAAUCAAAGGUUUAGCUAUGCUAUUUUAUCUGCGGAACGUUGUUUUUGUACCAAUAAUGUCAUUUCGAAGGAUCGGCUGGACGACAAGCUGUGCAAUACGCGUUGCUUGGCUGACAAGUCGCAGUAUUGUGGCGGUGUUGGUGUACAAAGCUAUUAUUCAACAGUAUGGGCUACAAAGACGGCGCCGCACAAUUUGCGGGUAGACAAUGUAACCGAAAACACAAUUACAAUUGCUUGGGAUGUGCACCUGACCCCCAGCAAAGUGUUUGUGGCCGGCGACGAGGGCGCAGCAAUUAAGAUAGUGAAAGAGAUUACGAAUUUCCUCAUACGUACACAUGUACUUCAUACAUAUUCAACGUUACCCUUUUUCCCGCAACCGGAAUUUAUUGUGCAGGGCAUGGAGACCAGCUUCGAAAUAACUGACCUACAUCCGGCCACGGAAUAUAAUAUAACCGUGGAAGCAAUGUGUUCGCAGGAGAUUUGUGGCAAUGACUUUCUUCUAGCCAUCACCGAAGUUGGUGAACCGAGUCCGCCACCGCCGCAGCCGCGUGUGGUGCGCACAACAGAUGCCUCGAUGACUAUUGAAAUUCCACCGUUGCGUAAUGAUAAUGGACCGUUGUCUAAAGUACUCGUCAUUGUGGAACGCAUAGACGCAUCGUUGAGUCAACCAUUCGAUAUUGAACUUUUAGGCAGUUGGCAAAAGGCACAAGACGAUGGUUUGCCAUAUUACAUCGCCGCACAACUGGAUCAUAAUGGACCGGAGGAUAAUCGGACGAAACAAUUUAUUGUGGGCGAUGGUAAACGCUACGGACCUUACGUGAAUGUGCCGCUAAAUAUGAGUGGUGCUGAUAUUCAUAUAAGUCUCGGUGUGAUCAGUACGAUGAAUGGCAUAACAAAAACUCUGUAUACCCGUGGCUCACAUGAUCAACACACAAUUACUUUGGAUAAUUUCAAAUACGCCACAUUCGAUUCGGGCCUCGCUUCGAUCAUUGCAUUGACCGUCAUCUGUAUAAUAUUUGCCAUUUGUUUGGUGCUCAGUGUGUUUACAUAUUUCUAUUUGCGUUACAAAACAUGCCAGGCGCGAGGCGGCAUGAAUCGUAAUGCACACGAAAUGACCAUGCAACAACCGAUUAUCGAGCGGGAGAAUAAUGGGUUUGUUGUGGAGGAUGAGUUACCCCCUGCUGAGAAUUUCCGCCAGCAACUUGAUGUGCUCAUCUCGGCUUUGGACGCCACCAAGCAUUUACCCCGUAAUGCCCUGCGCAUGAAUGUUAAUGACAUCUUUGCGGAUGGACGUUAUGGUGAGGUAAUUACUGGCAAAUUUAUAUCCACUGCAUUACCGGAAGCUAGCGCCGACUGUCAGCUGCAUGUGCUCGCAUUGGACGAAUUGCAGGGAAAAGAGCAGGCACAUCUAUUACGCGACUUUCGAAAUCUCUCUAAAUUGCAGAGACAUGAGCAUUUGUUAGAUUUCUAUGGCAUCUCAGCUAGCGCUGAUUGGUUUUACUUGGUGUUCGAACAUCAGACUGUAAGUUUGAAACGUCGUCUUAUAGAGAGCAGACGUGUGCCUAGCUCAGCGCCCAUGCAGCGCAUUACUACACUCUCGGAGGAGUUGGUGUUACAGUGGAUUUACGAGAUAGCCAGCGCGCUUGAGUACCUUAGCAGUUGCAAAGUAGUCCACAAGCAGUUGUGUUCACACAAUAUAUUCGUUACAGCAGAUGCCAAAUUGAAAGUGUCCAUUUUUGGUCCGAUACCGUAUGUGCAAAAUGAAAAGAAAAUCGACAUUACACGCUGGCUGGCACCGGAAGCAUUACGUUACCAACAUUUCUCCGUUAAAUCGGAUGUGUGGUCUUUUGCCUGUGUCGCAUGGGAGUGUUGUACUUUGGGUGGCACAUUAUAUGCCAAUAUAAGCAAUACACAACAACUGCUUGACGCAAUUAAGAGCGGUUCACGCCCUGCACAACCGACAUUUGUCUAUCAGGAUUUGUACCAGCUGCUGCUCAACUGCUGGCAGCUAGAGCCAAGUGAACGUAUUAAUUUCGAGGAUAUCGCGUAUAAUGUGCGUCAGCUGAUGACGUCACCGCGGCACGCGCUAUGCUUUGAUCGUGUCGCGGAGCUCCCAGACAACAAUGUGCUCGACACGCUGCCAUAUUAUAUGCCAAUGCUGGAAAUGCUAAACUAAACAAAAGUUUAUGUUUUUUUUUUAAUAUUUAUGUGUGCGAAAAAUAAGUAUAGACAGUUUCUAAAUAUUUAUUAUUACACAAAGAGGACAAAGACAAAAUCUUAAAACCUCAGUAGUGAUCGAAAUAUUUUCUUUGUUUUGUUUAAAUUAAACUACAGUUAAAAUUCUUUAAUUUUGAUUUUGAUUUUGUAGCCCAAUAAGUUAAGUGACUUAUUAAUUUUAAAUAUAUUAGAGAAAAUUAUUGUAAAAUGCAAUACCUAAGCAAGUGUUCUCAUAACGAGAUGCCAGUGUUCCCAUUUGUAAACAUCUUAAGUAUAUGUAUUAUUUAUUUAAAUGUGAAGCCAAAUAAUCCAGCAUACAAAUUGAAUUUUCCAUUAUUGUUUACAUUUAAUAUAUAUGUACAUAUAAUGCAUACAUAUGUAUGUAU
Molecule: messenger RNA, 3662 nt
Organism: Ceratitis capitata (Mediterranean fruit fly)
Lineage: Eukaryota; Metazoa; Arthropoda; Insecta; Diptera; Tephritidae
Gene: Wsck
Product: putative tyrosine-protein kinase Wsck
Exons: 2
Coding region: 632-3235 (867 amino acids)
Biological process (GO): protein phosphorylation
Molecular function (GO): protein tyrosine kinase activity; ATP binding; protein binding
Source: RefSeq, a predicted model, not a curated record